UCCGAAACGGGUUUGUUCAGCGAUGGAAGGGCGAGAAGAGAGCUGCCGGCGGUCACUGGUGCUACUGUGGCUAGUACUGGGAGGCUGUGUGGCGACCUGCCCCGAGCGGGAGCUGGAGCGGCGGGAGGAAGAAGCCAACGUGGUGCUGACGGGCACGGUGGAGGAGAUCAUGAACGUGGACCCCGUCCACCACACCUACUCCUGCAAGGUGAGAGUGUGGCGUUACCUGAAAGGCAAAGACAUCGUCACUCACGAGAUCCUCUUGGAUGGUGGCAACAAAGUGGUUAUUGGUGGCUUUGGGGACCCAUUGAUCUGUGACAACCAAGUCUCCACUGGGGAUACUCGCAUUUUCUUCGUCAACCCUGCCCCACAGUACAUGUGGCCAGCACAUCGCAACGAGCUGAUGCUCAACUCCAGCCUCAUGAGGAUAACCCUGCGGAACCUGGAGGAGGUGGAGCACUGCGUGGAAGAACAUAGGAAGCUUCUUGCUGACAAACCCAACAGUUACUUCACUCAGACGCCGCCGACGCCGCGGGAUGCGUGCCGCGGGAUGCUGUGCGGCUUCGGCGCCGUGUGCGAGCGCAGCGCGGCCGAGCCCUCGCAGGCAUCGUGUGUCUGCAAGAAGACAACGUGUCCUGGCGUGGUGGCUCCUGUCUGUGGCUCUGACUACUCCACCUACAGCAACGAGUGUGAGCUGGAGAAGGCCCAGUGCAACCAGCAGAGACGGAUCAAAGUCAUCAGCAAGGGGCCGUGCGGCUCCAAAGACCCCUGUGCAGAGGUGACCUGCAGCUUUGGCAGCACGUGUGUGCCCUCCAGCGACGGGCAGUCGGCCAAGUGCGUGUGCCCAUCGUCCUGCAGCGGCGUGCCCGAGAGCCCCGUGUGCGGCAGCGACGGCCGCGACUACCGCAGCGAGUGUGAGCUCAACAAGCACGCCUGUGACAAGCAGGAGAACGUCUUCAAGAAGUUUGAUGGUGCCUGUGACCCGUGCCAGGGCGUGGGCAGCGCCCCGGGCCGCGUGUGCCGCGUGAACCCGCGCAGCCGCCGCGCAGAGCUGCUGCCCCGGCCCCACAGCUGCCCCCCGCGGCCCGAGCCCGUGUGCGGCGACGACGGCGUGACGUACGACAGCGAGUGCGUGAUGGCGCGGGCCGGCGCCAUCCGCGGCCUGCACAUCCAGAAGGUGCGCUCGGGGCAGUGCCAGCAGCAGGACCAGUGCCAGGAGCAGUGCCAGCUGAACGCCGUGUGCCUGAACCGCCGCGGCUCCGCGCGCUGCUCCUGCGACCGCGUCACCUGCGACGGCUCCUACCGGCCCCUCUGCGCCCACGACGGCCACACCUACAGCAACGAGUGCCAGCGCCAGAAGGCAGAGUGCCAGCAGCGAGCUGCCAUCCCAGUCAAGCACAGAGGACCCUGUGACCUGGGCACACCCAGCCCCUGCCUGAGUGUGGAGUGCACCUUUGGGGCCACGUGUGUGGUGAAGAACCAGGAGGCUGUGUGUGAGUGCCAGCAGCUGUGCCAGGGCCGCUACGACCCGGUGUGUGGCACCGACAACCGCACCUACGGCAACCCCUGCGAGCUCGACUCCAUGGCCUGUGUCCUCAAGAGAGACAUCAAAGUGAAGCACAAGGGCCCCUGUGAGCUCUGUGGCAGGUGCCAGUUCGGGGCCCUGUGUGAGGCUGAGACGGGCCGCUGCGUGUGUCCCACCGAGUGCGUCCCCUCGGCCCAGCCCGUGUGCGGCACCGACGGCAACACCUACGGCAGCGAGUGCGAGCUCCACGUCACGGCCUGCACCCAGCAGAGGAACAUCCUAGUGGCUGCUCAAGGAGACUGCAAGUCGUGUGGCAGCACGGUGUGUGCCUUCGGCAGCCGCUGCGUGGGCGGCCAGUGCGUGUGCCCGCGGUGCGAGCGCCAGCCCCCGGCCCCUGUCUGUGCCAGCGAUGGCCUCACCUACCCCAGCCAGUGCCACAUGCAGGUGGCCUCCUGCCAGCAGCAGAAGAGCAUCGAGGUUGUGAGGAUGGGCCCGUGUGAGGACGAGUGUGGCUCGGGGGGCUCUGGCUCCGGCGACGGCAGCGAGUGCGAGCAGGAGCGGUGCCGGCUCUACGGGGGCUGGUGGGAUGAGGAUGCUGAGGACGAGCCCUGUGUGUGUGACUUCACGUGCCUGGCAGUGCCACGCAGCCUGGUGUGUGGCUCUGAUGGUGUCACCUACACCAACGAGUGUGAGCUGAAGAAGACACGGUGUGAAAAACGCCAGGAUCUGUAUGUCAGUAGCCAAGGAGCCUGUCGUGCCCUUGCCACAACCCCACCACCUCUCCUGGUUGUGCACUGCAGCCAGACCAUCUAUGGAUGCUGCCCAGACAACGUGACCUUGGCACUUGGAGUGGGAGCAGCUGGAUGCCCAAGCACCUGCCAGUGCAACCCUUAUGGCUCUUAUGGAGGAGCCUGUGACCCAGGGACAGGCCAGUGCUCCUGCAAGCCGGGUGUGGGGGGACUCAAGUGUGACCGCUGCGAGCCCGGCUUCUGGAACUUCCGCGGCAUCGUCACCGACAGCCGCAGCGGCUGCACCCCCUGUAACUGUGACCCAGUGGGCUCAGUGCGUGAUGACUGUGAGCAGAUGACUGGCCUGUGCUCCUGCAAGACUGGUAUCACUGGCAUGAAGUGCAACCAGUGCCCCAAUGGCAGCAAGCUGGGCAUGACUGGCUGUGAGAAAGACCCAUCAGCCCCGAAAUCCUGUGAGGAAAUGAGCUGUGAGUUCGGGGCCUCGUGUGUGGAAGUCAACGGCUUUGCCCACUGUGAGUGCCCGUCCCCGCUCUGCUCCGAGGCCAACACGACCAAGGUGUGUGGCUCUGAUGGUGUCACUUACGGGGACCAGUGCCAGCUGCAGACCAUCGCCUGCCGUCAGGGACAGGCCAUCACAGUCAAGCACGUGGGGCAGUGCCAUGAGUCCAUCACUCACAGCAGCCACAUCUCAGCACCCACACCUCUGCCCACGCUGCCUUUGGACAAGUUGCUCCUUCCUCCACCUCUGCAGCUCACCACCCAGGCUCCAGAACCCACCAGCACCCUGGUAGUGGGAGGCAGGACCACUGACAGAGAGCACCCUACCACAAGGCGUGUCACCACUGCCAGACCAGCCACUACCCCCUGGCUCACCCACGGGCUGCCAAAGGCCACCAUCCGCCCUCUCUCCACUGUGCCAGUGGCCCUGGCCACCACCCAGCCUGCCUAUGGUGAGUCAGGCAGUGCAGAGGGCAGUGGAGACCAAGAGAUGGGCAUCAGUGGAGACCAGGAAUCCAGUGGGGCAGGCUCUGCUGGAGGAGAGGAGGUGGAGGAGAGCCAGGUGACAUCCACACCAGCCAUCGAGAGGGCAACGUGUUACAACAGCCCUCUGGGCUGCUGCUCUGAUGGCAAGACUGCUGCUGCUGAUGCUGAGGGCACCAACUGCCCAGCUACCAAAGUCUUCCAAGGAGUCCUCAUCUUGGAGGAGGUGGAAGGGCAGGAGCUGUUCUACACACCUGAGAUGGCUGACCCCAAGUCAGAGCUCUUUGGGGAGACAGCCAGGAGCAUCGAGAGUGCGCUGGACGAGCUGUUCCGCAGCUCGGAUGUCAGGAGGGAUUUCAGGAGCAUCCGAGUGCGGGACCUGGGGCAGAGCAGCGCUGUGCGAGUCAUCGUGGAGUCCCACUUCGAUCCAGCCACGUCCUACACGGCAGCUGAUGUCCAAGGGGCCCUGCUGAAGCAGAUCAAAGCUUCCAAGAAAAAGACCAUCCUGGUGAAGAAACCCCAGCAGGAGCAUGUCAAAUUCAUGGACUUUGACUGGAUCCCCAGGCUCUUCACCACCACGGUGACCACAACCACAGCCACCACCAUGGCAGCCUCCAGCACGCGCCGCUACGGCACGGCCAGCCCCGCCAGCACCGGGCACCCACGGCUCCUGGGCAGCAGCACCAAGCCUCUGGGAGCUCUGGGCACCAGGAGACCAACCCCCAGCUCCAGCCUCUCUGCCAGCACUUGGAGGAAGCCCACGAGGAGACCCCCACGGCCCUGUGACUCCCAGCCCUGUCUGCACGGCGGCACCUGCGAGGACGACGGGAGGGACUUCACGUGCAGCUGCCCCGCGGGCAAGGGCGGCGUGGUCUGUGAGAAAUCCAUCAGGUACUUCAUCCCCAGCUUUGGUGGCAAGUCCUACCUGGCGCUGAAGAUGCUGAGGGCGUACCACACGGUGCGCAUCGCCAUGGAGUUCCGCGCCCUGGAGCCCAGCGGGCUGCUGCUCUACAACGGCCAGAGCCGUGGCAAAGACUUCAUCUCCCUGGCACUGGUUGGUGGCUUUGUGGAGCUCAGGUUUAACACUGGCUCUGGCACUGGCACCAUCAGCAGCAGGGUGCGUGUGGAGCCUGGCAAGUGGCACCAGGUGGUGGUGAACAGGAACAGACGCAGCGGUGCCCUGUCGGUGGACGGGGAGCCCCAGGUCAGCGGCGACAGCCCCCCCGGCACCGACGGGCUCAACCUGGACACUGACCUCUUCAUCGGGGGAGCCCCUGAGGAUCAGCUGCCUGUGGUGGCAGAUCGGACGGGGGUUCCCCUGGGGCUGAGGGGCUGCAUUCGCCUCCUGGACGUCAACAACCAGCCGUGUGACCUGCGGGAGGGGGGCAGCGACGUGCUCUACGGCAGCGGCGUGGGCGAGUGUGGCAACGACCCCUGCCAGCCCAACCCCUGCCACCACGCUGCCAUCUGCCACGCCAAGGAGGCUGAGAUGUUCCACUGCCAGUGUGUGCACGGCUAUACUGGCCCAACAUGUGCUGAUGAGAGGAAUCCCUGUGACCCUACACCCUGCCACGUCUCUGCCACCUGCCUGGUGCUGCCUGAGGGAGGUGCCAUGUGUGCCUGUCCCAUGGGCAGGGAAGGGGACUUCUGCGAGCGAGUGACAGAGCAGGACCACAGCAUGCCCUUCCUACCAGAGUUCAAUGGCUUCUCCUACCUGGAGCUGAACGGGCUGCAGACCUUUGUUCCUGACCUGCAGGACAAAAUGUCCAUGGAAGUUGUGUUCCUGGCCAAGAACCCCAGUGGCAUGAUCUUCUAUAAUGGCCAGAAGACAGAUGGCAAAGGGGACUUUGUGUCUCUGGCCCUGCAUGAUGGGUACCUGGAGUACAGAUAUGACCUGGGCAAAGGAGCAGCUGUGCUCAGGAGCAAGGAGCCAGUUCCCCUCAACAGCUGGAUCAGCGUGUGGUUGGAGAGGAACGGGCGCAAAGGGGUGAUGAGGGUCAACCACGGCGACAGGGUGAUGGGAGAGUCACCGAAAUCCCGUAAGGUGCCUCACACCUUCCUGAACCUGAAGGAGCCUUUUUAUGUGGGGGGAGCCCCUGAUUUCAGCAAGUUGGCUCGAGCAGCUGCCAUCUCCAGCAGCUUCAGUGGAGCUGUGCAGAGGAUCUCCAUCAAAGGGGUGCCUGUGCUGAAGGAGCAGCACAUCCUCAGGGCUGUGGAGAUCUCCCCUUUCCGAGGCCACCCCUGUAGGCAGAAGCCCAGCCCCUGCCAGAACGGCGGCAGCUGCAGCCCCAGGCUGGAGAGCUACGAGUGUGUGUGCCAGAGGGGCUUCUCUGGGGCUCACUGUGAGAAAGUGAUGAUUGAGAAGGCUGCUGGGGAUGCAGAGGCCGUUGCUUUUGAUGGCAGGACGUUUAUGGAGUACCACAACGCCGUGACCAAGAGUGAGAAAGCUUUGCAAUCAAACCACUUUGAGCUGAGCAUCAAAACAGAAGCCACUCAGGGGCUGAUCCUGUGGAGUGGCAAAGGGCUGGAGCGCUCAGACUACAUUGCCCUGGCCAUUGUGGAUGGCUUUGUCCAGAUGGCCUAUGACCUGGGCUCCAAACCUGUCAUCCUACGCUCCACCAUCCCAGUCAACACCAACCAGUGGAUCCACAUCAAAGCCUCCAGGGUACAAAGAGAAGGUUCCCUUCAAGUUGGCAACGAAGCCCCCAUUGCUGGCUCUUCCCCCCUGGGUGCAACACAGCUGGAUACAGAUGGAGCCCUGUGGCUGGGGGGAAUGGAGAAGCUGAGUGUGACUCCCAGGCUGCCCAAAGCCUACAGCACUGGCUUCAUUGGCUGCAUAAGGGAUGUGAUUGUGGACCGCCAGGAACUGCAUCUGGUGGAGGACGCUUUAAACAACCCCACAAUAUUACACUGCUCAGCCAAAUAGACCCCAGAGCCCUUGCCCUUUUUCCCUUUUUCCCUUUUUCCCUUUUUCCCUUUUUCCCUCUUUCCCUCUUUCCCUCUUUCCCUCUUUCCCCUUCCCCUUCCCCUUCCCCUUCCCCUUCCCCUUCCCUUUCCCCUUCCCCUUCCCCUUCCCUUCUCUUCCCUCCCCUCCCCUCCUUGCCCUCCCCUCCCCUCCCGUCCUUGCCCUUCCCUCUCCUCCUUGCCCUUCCCUCCCCUCCUUGCCCUUCCCUCCCCUCCUUG
This is a messenger RNA of Colius striatus (speckled mousebird), 6438 nucleotides long. RefSeq names its product agrin (gene AGRN). The transcript is spliced from 38 exons. The record is from RefSeq and is a predicted model, not a curated record. Gene Ontology annotation, molecular function: laminin binding; calcium ion binding. The coding region runs from base 23 to 6181 and encodes 2052 amino acids. Gene Ontology annotation, biological process: G protein-coupled acetylcholine receptor signaling pathway; receptor clustering. NCBI's taxonomy places the organism in Eukaryota, Metazoa, Chordata, Aves, Coliiformes, Coliidae.